GUCCUUUAUAAAAACAAGAACUUGCCAAGACUUUUGUUCCUCCUGGCACAGUUUUUAGGGAAGUUUGCAGUAAAAUUAAUUGUUGUUUUGUUUUUCAGCCUCUGGAGGACCUGUGGUUUCUCACACGAACUCCUCAGAGUGUGGGAAAAGGGAGAAGAACAGAUGGGAAGGGAGGGGAAUUUAAGAUGAUGAAUACAUUUGUUCAGUCUUUCCGUAUAUGUUUCUUACUGGUCAUCUGGAUUCCAAGAAAACACAAUGUGUGGAGGCUGGGAAGCUUGCAAUUAAGAGCACAGGAGCAAAAUAAUCAUGAUAUACAGUCUGAACGAAGUGCGUGGGACUAGACAGUGGCAUGGCAAUUCCAGACAAACAGCCACUGUCCAGGAACAGGAUGGACGAUGAGUAGUGUCAAGAGAGGUUUCUUCCUGGGCACUCCCUGUCUAGCAUGAGCUCAGCUGCAGUUUCAAACAUACAAAGGAUGCAGCUCCUCAGCUUCAGCAGAAAGACAAAGUGGGAGUUGCACUCAGAAGAAUGUGUGAUCUGGUGGUCUUCUGCUGACUGAAUACAGGUCGUGUCGUGAUUGAUUACAGUUAAUGAGAAUACAACAUGAUCCUUCCCUUCUUCUAUGAACUACACCGAGAGCAGCAGCUUUACUGUAUUGCAAAUAUGCAGUUUGAAAUAUAAAAAUUAUUCAUCAUACUGCUUUCAGCUUGAAUCUUCCAUCCCAGAGAAAUGAAAGCAUUGACGGGCAUGAAUAAUCCAUCAGGGGGCUAAAUACAUAUCCAGAAAAUUUUGGAAGCGGAUAACAGGAGCUGGACUGCUGAGGCUUUCAUGCUUCCCAGUGUGAUACAAGGGAUGCCUGCACUGUGAUGGAGGAGGAAAGUUGCUGGGUUUCACUGUUGCGAUGACUGCCCUCCGCUCAGAGGUUGGUACAUUGUGCACCACGGCUGAUGCUACAAGGGCCAGGCAGCGCAACCUGGCUGGGGAGAGCUGUUAACCCCGAGUGCCCUGCAACGGUCCCCCCAACGGCCACUGCUCGCAGCCAGGGGCCCUGCCCUGUCCCACCCGCUGGCUCCCACUUGGAGGUAACAGCCAAGCCAGCAGCCACGGACACGAAUGAAGAACUCCUACACCAGAUGGAUGAGCGAAGCAAAAUGCUGAAAGAAAAAUCAGUAUCUCGUCUCCGGUUUGAACCAGAUAGGGCAGAGGCACUGCUUAUGGUAAAAAGCAGGGAUAUUGUGAGUGAACCAGCUGACAGCAGUGAAAAAGACAACAGUAAAGGGUUAUCCUCAGGAGAGAAGAAAUACCCUAUUCUUCGCACAGCAGUUUACAGAGCAAGCAGAGAAAGAAAACCCAAAGCAGCAAUAAAAGAGGAGGGCAUUUGUUUUGGAAAUGUACUCACAAGAACACAUAAGGAGGGAAGGGAAGAAUCUGUUUGUCAGCCUACUAGCAUUUCAGAGCAUGAGACAAAGAAAUCAAGAAGCAGCAUAACAAAACCAACAUCCUUAAUGUCAAAGAUUGCAGAUAAUGUUAGAAAGACUGAAAUGCAAACAGCAGUUUUGGAGCCAAGUUGCCAUAAAAAGACUCGUGAGCAACCAGAAGUUGAAAGACCUUCUAAAAAGCCCUUCAGAACCAAAGUUUAUUCUUAUGAUAGAACAGAAGCAAUUGAUGAUGAUGCUAUAACACAUAUCUUGAGGCUUCGAGGCAAACUUGGCUGGCAAACAAAUGUGCAAUCAUCUGAAUUGUUACCUAGAGAGGCUGAUGUUGCCAGAUUUCAGAAGUUCACGCUUACGAAACCUCUAGUGCUAGAAGAUAGUGGGGAAUAUAUAUAUUGUCUUCAACGAAACAGGAACAACUUUAAAGCUCCCUACAACCCAUACGAUUUGCAGGUUGUGUCUGUGAAUACAGCUAUGCAUAGCAAGAUAUAUUGGACUGUUUCAGCUUCAUAUGUGUCUAAGUUUUCUGCAGACCCUAAAUUAGGACAAAUGGAAAUCACAGCGGUGCCACGAUGGCUGCAUGAAAGACAGAUGUAUUAUAAGUUACGCAAUGUGAAAUUCAUUUCCAAUUUCAAAAUGAAGAAAUACUUUCUAGUCUGGAAAAUCAGUGUCAGAAGCAAGAUGGACAAGACCAAGUCAGUUUGAAUGUAGGUUUGUUGUGGGAAGAGAAUAAAGAAUACUUCGUCUCCUACUGUAUACUUUACCCGUUUGCAUUUUUUUUCCUUAAAUACUUUAUAAAAUCAAAGCUCAGGUUUCUCCAGAUCAAAAUUCCAGGCUCCUUCACAGCAAGAUUAAAGUACCAGACAACUUUUAUUAGAGUAAGUCUUCCAUGCUGUUAUGAACAGGUAAUCUGGCAUUUGUAUAAUUGUCUUUGUUGAUUUAUGUUUGCUUAGUGCCAAGCACAGUGGGAUUCUGCUUUAUGACUAGGGAUUUUAGCUAGACAUGGGAUGAAAAUAGUAAUUAAUACAGUCUUAUAUUGUAAAAUGAGAGUGGUUGCACCAAAUCCCGGCUGAAUAUGGGCUGAAUGAGAAGAUGAUGUUCAUUCUGCAUGUUGAGGUGAGUAAACAAAAUCCCAUCACACUUCAUCUAUUCUCCUUAAGGCCAUCCUUUAUUGGCAUGUAAAUAAUAUUUGUAUUAUGUAGGUUUGAUGAUGAAAAAGACAUUGUUAACUCCUCACAAGAGAUUUUCUUUUUCUUCCCUCUUUUAUUGAAAUUUAUCCUAUUUUUACAAUUAUUCUUACAGGUUUUUAAUUAGCCCUUGUGUUAGACACUUUAUGGGGCUUAUAUCAAAAUGGUUAGCUUUAUGCUGAGAACACAGGGAUUAGGUCUUUCACUUGUACCUAGGGUAAGGAACUGGGAAAGGUUGAUGGCUGUUUUCUUCCAUUUGAACAGUUAAGUGGAAUAGUCAUAAACUGUCAGGUAGUCUUUUGUCUAAUUUUAAAGUUACUGAAACAGGAAAGGUAUUUGAGUAAACAGGGUUUUUAACUGCAUAAAAUCUGAAAACUGUCUUCUAUGGAAUGCAUCAUCAAAAAUAAUACAUGAUGAGUUGGCUUCUGAAGAAAAAUCAUCAUGUUUUCCCUUUCUUGGCAUUAGUCAGAGACACUUUCAUUAAUUCAUACAUUAAUGCUUAACAGAUACAUAGCGCUUUCCCUUAAAGCAGAUUUUUUGUAGGUGGCAAGUUCAUCAAAAUUCAGUUGGGGCACAUUAAAUGACCUGACUAUAGAGUAUUUUUGGUAUGUUUUAUCAAAAUCAGACUUGUCUCUUGAAACGUGUUUUAUGUCCUGAAAUGAUACAACUUUAAACUUUUAUAACCCUUUUAUAAACUACAAAGUAGUCCUCAUGCUCUUCACACUUCAGCACUUGAGGAAAUUUGUGGGGGAGCUUUUCCUGGAGACAGAGAUGGUGAAAGAGAGCACAGUCCCUGUAGAGUCUGUAAAUUUAUUGAGGUUUUGGGUUUGGUUUUAUUCCUUAGUACGUUGCUGUUCACAUAAAAUUACUGGACGUUCAUAUAGGUAGGUUAGGGCAGGACACUUUUAAAAGGAAAUCACAGAAGGGCUUCCCAUGCUAUAUUGACUACACAGCCUGUUCAUGCAGCUGAUUUUUACUAAAAUGAUUUAGAUCUCUAUGCAUGAAGAAAAGCAAUUUAAAAAUUACUUUGUUGGAUUUGUUCAAAUUCUUUAUAUUUCUCAAAUGUCACAUUGAGGCAAAGCUCAAACUCGUCCGACUCUUUGAAGUUUAUUCAUGCAAUCAAUGGUUAUGCUUUGGUUAUUUCUUAACCAUUUCAUACAUGGUUAUGCUAUUUCUUUUUUUGGAGUCAUUAAAAAGAAUACUCCAAACGUGGAUAGUGAAACCCCAACACAUUUGAGCUGCAUGUUAAUGGUUUGCUGUCCUUUCUGUCUUCUAUACAAAGGUGUGCACAUUACUUCACACAAAUCACGUAACCAAAAGAAACCUCAGAGUGUCUGUGUUUUGAGUUGGAGACCAUAUAAUGGCUUUGUUAUCCAAAACAAGAGGUUGUGAUCUUAGCCCACUUACAUGUUUAUUCUGCCUAUAAUAGUGCUCCUUUUGGGUGUGUAUUCCCCCCACAGAACUUGAGCUUAAGAUUCUGUUAUCAGGAGCAUCUGCUGAAGAGACAUCCUCCCUUUGAAUAUUCCAGUGCUAUCAGCCAAAGGCUUAGUACUUAGUGUGACAUAUUUUAAUAAUGUCAUUAUAAAGGAAUAUCUGAUAUCAUUUUAGUUGUCCUAUGUUCUCAGGUUUUGGAUUACUCCUGGUUUCAGUUAUUUAUGCCAUUGAACAACUGGUUAAGAUUCAUAUGAAUUGUUUUCAAAGAGUAGAGAGAUUUUAAAGGAAUUUUAUGUAAAAAUGUAAAAAGAAAACAAAUAUUCUAGGAAAGACCAGGCACUGGCAGCUCUCUGGAUUUGCUAAGGUAGAACAUAAAUUAUGCCUCAUGGAAAAAGUACUCUAGCUGUAGUUGUUCAAGGAUUUUUGUAAGUACUAAACCCCAGUCCUUCACCUUUUAAAAAAAUUAUCUUUUUACAACAAAGGACAUCAGAAAUGUCAAAACCAAGGUAACACCGAUCUCCCAGCCAUCUCCCUUGAUGCCUUUUAGAUUCAAGGUCCAUAAAGCUUCUACCACCUGACUGACCUGAAGGGUAGCUCAGCAAGGACCAAUUCAGCAGCUAAUGAUGAAAGCCACCAGGACAUCAUCUGGUAUCUCAGUGCUCACUUGCUACUGACUGCUCUUCUUGCAAAUGUGUGUUAAAUCCACAGAUGACAAGUCUUCUGUCUCUUAGUAGUUCAAUGGCACAAGGAGAACCCUGCAGCAGACUGUUUAUAUCAUUAUCUAAGCAAGGUGAAUAGCGCUAACAUUGCAAACAUCAAAAACAACACUACAAAAGGAAGUAUCUUCAGAAGAUUUCAAGAACAUUCUAGGGAAAAAAAAAAAUGUGGAUAAGUGUCCUGAUAAGUUGCAGCCCUUAUCAAGGAAACUUCAUAUAUUUACUUUGGCAACUGGAGGUGUGUUGGGAUGAAAGGAUGAUUAAGAAGAUGAUUCUCUGCUCGGCAUAAACACCCUGUAUGAAACUCUUGUAAAAAUAACAGGAAUAACAUUUGGUUUCAAUGAUCUUGUGCAUGACAUAUUUGAAGGAGAACCACCCCUUCAUAUUUUUAUAUAUGAAACAUAAUCACAUGUCAUUCAUUAAUAUUAUUGCAUUUCUGCUGUGCUGCUUAAUUUUUCAAGACCAGAACCUUCAAUUAAUCUGCAUGAUUGGUUUUAAAAGCCUUCUCUUUGAAUGUGAUUCUGUACAUUUAAGAAGAAAAACGAGUGAGUAAUUCUCUCUCUGUUUUCAAAGUCAGUGCCAGAUCGUGUUCCACAAACCAUAUCCUUUUAUUAUAAGGAUUAGACACAGUCCAGGAGAGGAUGUUUGUCCCAGGUAGUAUUUCAUGCUCUGAUAGCUGCUUUUCUGAAGGAGGAAGUGUCUAUGAUGAGAGUCUUUUUCAUCCUAAUCAGGACACAGCAACGGUGUGAUGCUGCGCAGCCUCUCCCUCUCACGGGACAGGAGGUCCAUCCUCCGGGCCAUGCCUUUCUCUUGCAGCAUGAAGUAUCAGGGGCACAGUGGGUAAUGCAGAAAGCUCAAAACGCUCAGCUGCCAUUAAAAAGUUGGAGACUCUCUAUUUGGACUCCUUCAGUAGAUUCAUCCAAGUAACUAUUUGAAAAAGUAACCAGGAGGUUUAAAGGCAGAAGAAAUAAAUAGCUAGAUUCCUUUCCAUUAACUUCUUAGCAGCAAGAAUUGUGGGUCCCUUUCAGCUUUGCCACAUACAUUCACCAAUUUCAGCUCUUUUUCCUAGUUAGUUACCAGAAAUGUCAUGAGGUUGCUUUGCUUUCUCAUGGAAUGAAUGAAGUUUUCUUUAUCCCAGACUCCCACAGCAUCCAUGGAAGCUGUGGAACAUGUUGAAGGGUUUUCGACAGCCGGGUGACCACACUGUGCUGGUAAGAAAAACAAUCUCUUCAGAAUUAUCCUGGAAGUAAAAACGUGUGAUCCCUAGGAAAACAGUGUUUCAUCAAUAAUCCUUACCCCCUUCUGACGAAGGUUACUUGGAGCUAUCUGCCUCUCCACAGUCUGCCUAACGAGUGCAUCUUAAACAAAUCGAGUUGUACUCGAUGCCAAAAUUUAACCUCAUGAGUUGAAACCUGCAGAAGCACAUUGAGGAUAAUGAAGAACCACUUGACCGGCACAAGAAGGUGGGACUAAGUCACCACUGGAAGCUCCCAGGUACCUUCUCAUGACACCAGCAGGUACCAGAAAUGAAGCCUCUGCCCAACGGGUGACAAACCAGCAUCAUUUCCCUGUGGCACAGCUCGGCUGGAGCCCCCAUGGUACUGCAGCAGGAGACAGAAGACAUUGUGGAAGCUGCAGAGCACUGUGAACCCUUGUUAAAUGGGAUGAAGCCAUCAAUCCUGCAGGAACAAGGACUGUUGCAGCAUGUGCUCAGAUGGAUUCCCUUUCUGGGCAGUUGAUGUAACAUUUAGAAGUUUCUGCAGUUUGAAACACAGAAGCAAGAAGGUCCUUGGUCAGGUCAGCUAAACCUGGCAAUACAUGGCUCCAAGAGGGAAUACAAGCACUGUAAGGAAGAGCCCUGGGAAGCUGGUCCUGGAAGAGUGGACAAGCUCAUGUGUGCGCAUUCAAGUGUUGGGGAUCAGGAGCCAGGCUGGUCACAGCAAACAAGGCAUUGCAGAUACAGGGAUCAGUUUAAAUGUCAGAGUAAGUUUCACCCUUGGGAUCUCUGUUAAACGUUUCUCCUGAGCAACUGCAAAGACAUUUCUCACAGCUGUUGUGUGGACUGACUGAAACUCUCCUGGCACCUGCAUAUUCCACAAGAAGUGUUUUACAAGGGAAGUAUGACUGGCUCAGAAUUCCCCAUUUUGAAUUGCAAUGGAAAAUUACUUGUAACAUCUGCCUACAGCGGCACUGCAGAGGCUUCUGAGGAGGAAGAUGGAUGGUGCGGUGACAUGAUGGGAAUGACAACCACACACACAUGCAAAUAAGCAGCUCGAGUGCCAAUCCCCUUCAGCAGUUUGUUUUCAAAAGGCUUCCCUGCUCCUGUGAUGGGCCAGGACCUGCUUUUCUCCUGGCACUACUCCACAACACUGUUGCUUACAGUAAUUCUACAAAAGGGAACUUCCACCAGAGACCAGCGUUGGAGGUUUUGGUUAUACACAGACAGUGCAAGAUGUUCUCCAGCCCCACACUGAAGAGGUUUCACACGCUCCCCGGAACAGCUUUCACUCCACAAGAGGCAAGAACUCUUCUUCUGGUAAUUUUAAUGUAGGAACAAAAGGAGGACAUGGGUGAGCCUUGCCUCGAAGACCCAGGGCACCACCACCUCCAGGCGUGACAGCGUCAGUCUACCCCGUGAGCAAGGAUGGAGACAAGGAGUCACACAAGCAAGGGCCCUGCUGUGCCAGCUCCAACACUGGAAACUCUCAGACACGUGCCCAGGCAGGCAAAGAGAAGCACCACAAGCUUCUAACACUUGUAACACUCAGCCCAAAACCACAGAUACAAAAGGAACUUCAGCAAACGCACGUCUUUACCAGCCUCAAUGACAACUGGACCAAGUGCAAAGCCUUAUCCUGAAGCCCAUGUCACAUGUGAUCUUAUGGUAUUAAUUCUACUCUUCCUCCUACUUCAAUGCUCUUCUUUGGGAGCAAGAAUUCCUUUAGCUGUGACAAUGACCUGUCCAUCAAGGAGACGGACAAGAAGGAAAAUCCAAUACCUGGACUUCAAGAUAUCCUGCACUGAGUUAACAAACACCAAGCACUGCAGAACAGUUACAGGAUGCUGCUGUGCCACUUACAGAGACUGGAACUGCACUUUCAAAGAAAAAACAAUUUAUGAUCAUUUAUUAUUUCCCUUCCCACACAUCCAUGCUGCACUGAUGAAGGAACUGAGGACCUCUGACCAUUUUUAAAAGCAGUCUGGUUAAUAUUUAAUGCCAAUCUAUCCUUUGUCCUACAAAAAACAUCUGCAUAGAAUUGAUACUAAGUAAUUGAUUUUAAGCAGACAGUCUCACGACUGACUCAAAAUUUCUUUUGGAAAUUCAAUUCAGCUAAAUAGAUGUUUUUAAAAGGGUACUUUUUAAAACAAAAAAGUGAACAGCAAAAUAAAGCUUCACAAUUUCAAGUUCUGUGCCUGACUUCCCCCUGCCCAAAUGUCUACAGCUUUCAGUUUUCCCUUCCCUUCCCUGCUGUUGAAGGCCCAUUGGUAGGGGCACUAUGAAGCAAACUAGACAAGCCUCAGCCAAAUGCUGAAAACAGAAAGGAAGGAACUGUCCUCUCAUCUCUAAGGGACUAGAGCAGCCAAAAUAUUUGUGUGUAAACUACUCAAGAUAAUAGAAUUACAAUUUUAAGUAUUUUACAGUAUUUGAGUGUGAACAAAAACCUGCCAUUGAACAUGCAACAUGCAUUUUACCUUGGUUGAAAGUUAACAGUAAUAUAAUAAUCAGCCCUAAAACCAAGCCUUUCAUUUAUAGAAACAAAACUGUAGCAAGUAAUUGGAAAUAAAUGAUCCAAAAUGUUUCUAACUUACCAGAA
This is a messenger RNA of Strigops habroptila (Kakapo), 8585 nucleotides long. It is a transcript of the gene DNAH14, whose product is annotated as dynein axonemal heavy chain 14. The transcript has 25 exons. Lineage: Eukaryota; Metazoa; Chordata; Aves; Psittaciformes; Psittacidae. The record is from RefSeq and is a predicted model, not a curated record. Bases 948 to 2138 code for a protein of 396 amino acids.